This is a messenger RNA of Corvus hawaiiensis (hawaiian crow), 1875 nucleotides long. It is a transcript of the gene ZP4, whose product is annotated as zona pellucida glycoprotein 4. Gene Ontology annotation, cellular component: egg coat. Gene Ontology annotation, molecular function: structural constituent of egg coat; acrosin binding. The coding region runs from base 202 to 1875 and encodes 557 amino acids. The record is from RefSeq and is a predicted model, not a curated record. Lineage: Eukaryota; Metazoa; Chordata; Aves; Passeriformes; Corvidae. The transcript is spliced from 12 exons. Gene Ontology annotation, biological process: prevention of polyspermy; binding of sperm to zona pellucida.
AUAAGCUCAACUCUUGCCCUUUGGUUUUCUUCAAAGAGUGCAAGCAGACUCUGCUGAGUUCAGGUGAAAGCAAUGGAAGGUGUUAAACUGCUGGGCUGGGUCCACCUGGACACUUCAGGGAUUCCUGGUCCCAGCUGGCUCCACAAUUUAAAAGGGAUAGGCUAAGGACAGCUACUUUAUGAGCCUUAGCAAGAGAGCAGGAUGGGUGUUGUAGGGCAGUCUAGGGCUGCAGCAGGAGCUAUGCUCUUCUGGGUGCUUCUUGGUCACCUGGUUUUGGUUAUGGGGGCUCAUGUCAGUGUUUUUUCUGAUCCUACCCUGCUGAUCUGUGGCCAAGAAAGCUUACAGCUCACCUUGCCUCCAGGCUGGGAAGGGAAUGCGUCAUUUGUACUGACUACCUGGGAUACUGAAGGGAAGGCACAUACUCUCCAGAAUGACUCUGACUGUGGGCUCUUGGUAUCUGGGACUCCAGAUGGCUCCAGGAAAGUAUUGGUCUCUUAUGCUGGCUGUUAUGUCUUUGAGUGGGAUGGCAAUUACCUUAUACUGGUUGGGCUUGAAGGAACAGAUGCUGAUGGGCAAAAGGUUCUUCAUGAAGAGACACUACUCAGGUGCCCUGUGGACCUUCCUGCCCUGGAUGCUCCAAGCAGUACUGUCUGUUCAGCUGUUCCUAGCCAGGAUCGGCUGCUGUGUGCCUCCCUGCCCUUCAGCCAAGGAGACUGUGAAGCACAAGGCUGUUGCUAUGACCCCAGAGACAGGGUGAAGCCUUGCUACUUUGGUAAUACAGUGACAGCUCAUUGCACACCAGAUGGCCAGUUUUCCAUUGCUGUUUCUCGGGAUGUGACCCUGCCACCUGUUGCCCUGGACUCAGUGCAAUUGGCCAGUGGACAGGGUACUGGCUGUGUCCCUGUCCUGAAAAACAAUGCCUUUGUUGUGUACCAGUUUCCACUCUCUGCUUGUGGCACUACUUUUCAGGUGACUGGAGACCAGGCCAUAUAUGAGAAUGAGUUGGUGGCAAGCAGGGAUGUGAAGACUGGGAGCUUUGGCUCUGUCACUAGGGAUAGCAUUUUCAGGCUACAUGUCCGAUGUAGUUAUUCCAUCAGUGGGAGCUCCAUUCCCUUGAGUGCUCAGGUCUUCACAUUGCCACCACUCCCUGCUGUGUCCCAGCCAGGUCCUCUGUCUUUGGAGCUGCGUGUUGCCUCAGAUGGAAGCUAUACUUCCUACUAUACUGACAAUGACUAUCCUGUUGUGAAGACUCUGAGAGACCCUGUUUAUGCAGAAGUCAAGCUCCUUCAGAGAACAGACCCAGACCUGAUUUUAGUUCUGCACCACUGCUGGGCCACACCAAGCACCAACCCCCAGCAACAGCUGCAGUGGCCAAUUUUGGUGAAUGGGUGCCCUUAUGCAGGGGACAACUAUCAGACUCAGCUGAUGCCUCAGAGUUUCACCUCAGGACUACUGUUCCCCUCUCAUUAUCAGCGUUUCACUGUCUACACAUUCACCUUUGUGGACUCCACUUCCCAAGAGAAACUCUCUGGGCUGGUGUACCUGCACUGCAGCGCUUCAGUGUGCCACCAGUCUGUACAAGAGUCCUGCACCACCACUUGUCCUGCCAGAGCCAGGGGUAAAAGGAGUGCUGAGCAUCCUUUUCAGGAAGGUACUUCCCAUGUGUCCAGCAAAGGCCCUGUGAUUUUCCUCCAGGAUGAGCUAAGACAGGAUACAGCCAAGGAUGACCUUGGAGUAGCUGUGCAUGCUCCAGCCCCCUGGGCUCUGGGAUUUGCUGCUGUGGCAACUGGGGCAACUCUGUGUGUGGUGCUUGUGAUGUCUGUGCUGUGGCAAAGGAAGGUGUCAGCAACACAUGAACUCAAUGGAUUGCAAUAA